This is a messenger RNA of Diplodia corticola, 588 nucleotides long. RefSeq lists its product as uncharacterized. The transcript is spliced from 3 exons. The record is from RefSeq and is a predicted model, not a curated record. NCBI's taxonomy places the organism in Eukaryota, Fungi, Ascomycota, Dothideomycetes, Botryosphaeriales, Botryosphaeriaceae. Bases 1 to 588 code for a protein of 195 amino acids.
AUGUCCUAUGGUGACAACUCACCGAGCAGUAAGCCGAUGACGCGAACAUACAGCAAACCGCUCACUCCCGCUACGCAAAGCUCCAAUACCUCCAACGGCAAGCUCAAGGGACAUCGCCUCUUUCUCAGCAGCGGCAGCAGCAGCAGCAGCGGCGGCGGCGGCGGCGGCGGUCAUCAUCGCCCACCAAACCCAUCCGUCUCCGCCAAACGAACGAGGUUUUGCGCUCGUGUCAUACCCAUCAGCUCGAACUACCCAAAGAUCUUUUGCACAAAGGGACAGCCAUGGCUUGAGGUGACGUCUCGUACACCACAAGCGCGCGAAAUCCUGCCCGACACAAACACACAGCUUUCCGCGAACUUCGCCACUCGGCCUCGCACACGGAGGAGGACAUUCUUGUCACAUACGUAUGUACAACAAGAACAACAGCGCGCCAUCCGAAGGCUAGCUGCUCGGGUCGAGUUCGCCAACGUGACGGGCCGAUCGAAGACGGCCAAACCGUCGUUGAGCGCCAAUGCCAAAACGUCAAUAUGGCUGUGGACGAGCUUCGUUGUUCCUUCUGGGCUUUCUUCUGCUCGGAAAACGAACUAA